Truncatella angustata is the source of this 693-nucleotide messenger RNA. RefSeq names its product RNA polymerase Rpb4-domain-containing protein. Gene Ontology annotation, biological process: transcription initiation at RNA polymerase III promoter. Gene Ontology annotation, molecular function: nucleotide binding. The coding region runs from base 204 to 644 and encodes 146 amino acids. The transcript is spliced from 2 exons. The record is from RefSeq and is a predicted model, not a curated record. Lineage: Eukaryota; Fungi; Ascomycota; Sordariomycetes; Amphisphaeriales; Sporocadaceae. Gene Ontology annotation, cellular component: RNA polymerase III complex.
UGCACCAGUCCCUGCUUGUGUUACAGUUAUUAUCACCGCAGCGCAAUCUCGAGAGCUAGUACCAAGGGAGAAUUUGCUAAGCCAUAUACCGCCCAAGCCACUACUACCUACACCACCAUCAACACAAGGGAAAUCUCGGAACAGGUUACCGCUCUUUAUCCUAGACGUCCUAAUUAAGCACCAAUCUCAUAUUCUCGAUCGCAAUGAAGGUAUUGGAAGCGCAAUCAGCCGUUUUGACCAACGUGGAGGUCUACCAAUUCCUGCAAAACCAGGCAAAGCAAUAUCAAGAACAAAAGCGGAGGGGCCCGGGCAACUUAGAGACAUUGCGCAGAGAGCUGCUUCAAUACUUUGAAACACAUCCAGGACCCUUGAGUCAAAAGCCAAGCACAUAUGAUGAGCAAUCAAUCACAAAACUGCUGGAGAAACUGAGACCUUACGAUAUUACAAAGGGUGAGAUGAUCAUGAUCCUCAAUGUUCGCCCGACAAAUCCCGUGGCCCUCAACACGGUAAUUGAGGAUAUGGAAGUCAGAUUCGGAGAGACGGAGCAAGAAAACAUUUCCGCCGGCAUUGCAGAAGUGCUUGGUCAGUUUCCCGAGGAUGAAGCAGCCGAGGAGGACGUGAUGGAGACGACCGAAGACCAGUGAGGACCGGAAAGCUCCCGAAGGAUACUCCAAACUCGAAUUCAUGAGGCGA